Molecule: messenger RNA, 7515 nt
Organism: Ylistrum balloti
Lineage: Eukaryota; Metazoa; Mollusca; Bivalvia; Pectinida; Pectinidae
Product: insulin-like receptor
Exons: 11
Coding region: 106-2598 (830 amino acids)
Biological process (GO): protein phosphorylation
Molecular function (GO): protein kinase activity; ATP binding
Source: RefSeq, a predicted model, not a curated record
UGGCAGACGAACAGAAUGAUAGAGACUGAACACUGGAAUGUGAUGACACGCCUCCUUUUGAUUCACUUAACUCCUAGAGCAUCAUGGGAAUAAUACAGCAAUGAAAUGUUGGAGACAGCAUUGAUUCUUGGAGCAGGCUUUGCCCUGUGCUCUGUCACCCUUCUGUUUGGUUGCUUGUGCCAUCUCUUCAAGCGAUCAGCCCCAUUCUCGUCCUUUGAGAAUGAUGAAGAGGCUGGGCAUGACUAUUCUAUGUCACCGACAAAUGAGUCGGUUGACUCGUCCAUUGUUUCCAAUGUGACCUUUGAACCCUUGCCUGACAUUCUUGCAAAAACUGUAACAGCAACAGCUCUCAGGCCACGUAUAACUUCUGUGGACAAGGAGUGGCAGAAGGAAGCAGCACGCCAAAUAACUACAUUCAAGCCUUUUCAGAGAAUUCAGCUCACAUUUAUUAAGGAACUUGGGCUUGGUUGGUUUGGACAGGUUUUGGUCGGUGAUGCAGAAAAAAUUUUGGCUGGAUCCAAAAGAAGUAGAGUGAUAGUAAAACUGUUGAAGGAUGAUGCAGCUAUGUCGGAUAGACAACUCUUCUUGGAGGAGAUGGUACCAUUUAGAGAAUUGGAUCACAAAAAUGUAGUCAGCCUCUUGGGUCAGUGUACAGAGACAUACCCUUUCAUCGUCAUCUUGGAGCAUGCUCCUCAUGGUGACUUGAAGAGUUAUCUGAAGCGUCACCGCCAUGAGGAGGAGGACCUGGUGAAGAGAGGCGUGUUACUACAGUUUAUAACAGACAUGGCAGAUGGUCUAACCUGUCUCCAUCAAUAUGGAUAUAUUCACCAUGACUUCUCAUGUCGUAAUUGCUUAGUGAUGUCAAAUCUUAAAGUGAAAGUAGGAGACUAUGGAAUUUCUGAAGACCAGCAUAGGGAAGAUUAUUAUGAUACGGGUCGAGAUCUGCUACCAGUACGAUGGAUGGCCCCAGACACUCUCACUCUCAAUCAGCACAUAUGGCAGGUGUCAGAAUUCACUAAGCCUGCCAAUGUCUGGUCCUAUGGGGUAGCCAUGUGGGAGGUGAUAGAGAUGGCUAAACUCCCAUACAGCUCACUGAAGGAUGAAGAGGUCCUCCAACAGGUUGUUAUCGACCGAACACUCAAAUUGCCUAUAACCUCUUCUCAAGGACAAACCAAACAGAGACUAAAUGAAGUGAUGCAGUUUUGCUGGAUGCUGCCAGAAGAGAGACCUGCAAUGGAGGAAGUUAGUGCCUUGAUGUCCCAAAUAAUGCAUGAUCGUGAAAAGGAACUGCAGGCAGAGUUUGAGAAUAAAUGGGAAAGUGCCUCGCCCAAUGAUGCUGCUACUGCUGUGUCCAAAAAAUCUGAAGGGGACGAUAAAGUAUCUAUAAAGACAAAAGAAAGGGAAGUUACUGAUAGUGUUGUGAAUAUUGAAAAUAUUGCUGAUACUGACAGUUUGAAAAUGCAUAAGACUCUAGGAACUGAUUUAAACUUCACAGAAAAUGAACCAUCUAUCAUCACUGCUGAUGAAAAUGUUGCUUGUGAUGAUCACGCAAUAGCAGUUACCCCUUCUGAUUCACCAUCAUUUAAAACAGAAGAAUAUGCAGACAAAGUGAUUGUGACAAUGAAUGAAAAAGGACCAUCUUCGUCUGGUUCCUCAUUCCAGUUGACAAGCACCCCUGUUUCGAGAAAUGUGUCAUCAGAAUAUGUCACUGCAGCAAGUAUCAAUCCUGGCAGUGAAUUUUUCUCUGUAGAUAUGUCCCUUGAGAAUAGUGGGCCAGGAGACUUGACUGGACUUGUUACUCCCACCAAGGGUGAGGGAGAUGUAUUAAGUCAGCGGGACACAGUGAUGAACGCUGAAGUAACAGAUGAUGAGGAAGAUACCACUAGCUGUGCAAGUGCUAACAGUGUAGAGUUUGUUGAACUUAACAGAUCUGACGAUGAAAAAGAAGACGAAACGGGAACAGUGAAUGGGAGUGAGGCUGAUAAGUUGCGGAUGUUGAAAGAGAGCAUUGAGGAUGCCUUCUGCAUGAAAUCUAGUAUUACGUCAGAGCACAGUGAAAACGUUAAGGAUGGUGGAGACGGAUCCCCUCGAGAUGAGUAUGAUAUUGCAAGGGAGAUCUAUAUAUCUAAAGGCACUACUAUACCACCUACAGAACACACCUCUACUAGAAACUUGACAACCAUUCCUGAGGAUGCUGUUCCCAUGGAUUCACCCUCAAACAGCGGCCUUAAAUUUGUUGACCCUGGUGAUGAUACUUUUUUCUCCAAUGGAGUGCAGGACACAUUUGAAUGGGAUGAUUAUAUUGGGGAUGAUUUACAAUUGGUUGGUAAGGUAAAGGAUGCUGCUGACUCCCCUCGCCAGACUAUGGAGUUUACAGACUGGACUUUAGAACAAGAUUCCAGCCAGGAGUCACAGCAUUCCAAACCUGAUGGUGAUAAAAAAGCAGGAACGUCUUCGUCCAGCAGCAGUGUCAGUACACCAUACUCCUCGUCAGACUCCGAGGAUUCUGAUAGUGAAGACAAGAAGAAGACAGCAGAGGGAGACACUCUGGUUGACCUCAGCACUUCCACAGAUACUGAUCUUGCUACCAAGGAGUGAGGCAAUCAAGGACAAGAAUAUUUGCACUAAAAGCCAAAUUUCGAUUUUUUCAUUUGCAAAAUGCUUGUUCUGAACUUGUUUUGGUGUACUAGACAAUUUAAAAAUAGACUUGGCUUCCUUAAUCUGAUUCAAAAAUCAUAUCUUGAUCUUUGCUUCUGUUUCAUAGUACCUUUAUUUCACUAGAAGCUUUGCUAAUCUACAAUACAAACCUGAUACUCUAAAGUCCAUCUCACUUUUAAUUUCAUCCUAAAUUUCAAAUUCAUUAAUUGUUUUUUAUAUGGCUGGUUAGGGAUACUUUGUUUUCCAUUACAAUUGUACAUGGUUAUUGGCCUCUGAAGCAUCUGUGAGUAUCAAUCAGUGGCCAUGUUGAUUCAAAGUUUAAUGUGACAAUUCGGUUUAUGUAACAAACAGAAGCGAUUUAAACAAAACAAGUGAUUAAAAAAAACAAGUAUCAUAGUAUCGCUGUAAAUGAAAUAAGGUUUGGAUCUGUCUGUAUGUUAAAUUUGUAUGUGUCCUGAUUUGUAUAGAAAAAUAACCUGAGUUGAUAUCAUGCAAGAUGUUCCACGAUACAUGACUAUUGUUUAUUUUGUAUUUAUAUUGGCUCAAACCAUCACCAGAAAGUGUGAUACGGCUUGAAUUUAAAAAAUAACUACAAUUAUAAGAUGAUUAACAGCGACUUGCUGUGGAACAAUUAUGAUACCUCCUAUAGAUGUAGUUUAUUAGUUUAAUAUUAACAGCACGAUAACCAUUUGUCUGUGGUGUUGCUUCCCCCAUGUGUAGUUGUAUUCUGUGGGAAUCAUUUUGAUGGUGCUAUAGCAAAUUUCGUUGAUGCUGAUCAUGGUUUUGCUAUCAAUCUGUUAUACAUAGACUGCAUGCUGUUUUUGUGCUGGACACAUUUUAAUGCCAAAGUGACACGGAGUACUGGUAGUUUGAGUUUGUACAUGUGGACAGGUUGUAAUAUUUUAAGUGUUGACACGAGCUAUUACAUUUGAUUUUUAUGAUUCAUAUCAUGGAAAGGUUAGUUUUUAAAUGUUGUUUUUAAUACACAUAUUAAAAAAUAUAAAUAUUUUGGAAGUUUACAAUACUGUGUAUAUAUUAGGAAUAAUUAAAAGAUGAACACACAUUCCUACUUUGUAAUGUGAGAAUAAAACAUCUAUUUAGUUACAUGUUCACAGGUGUUGUAAACAUUCGCUGUUGACAGACGUUGUUAUGUAUAACUGACAUUUGUAUUUCGCUACAUUUAUCAAAUAGGUUUUUUAGAAUGUGAAGAUAAAGAAAAAUGAUUGAUAAUACACAUAUCUAUAUGUCUGUGAGUGCUUGGUCUGAAUUUCAAAAAUGUUGAUCACUAGUAUUCAUAUUUACAAUCAAAUCUUAUUGAAAUUCCAGUUCCUAUCAUUAAAGAGGUAGGAUUUCAUUUUAGUAUUAGUGAUGCAUGUACCUGACUAAGCUGCAAUCAUCUUAGUUUUUGUCAGACCCUACCACUUGAAAUUGUGUGUAGACCCCAGGUUAUUAAUGGAUUGAUUCUUGUUCAGGCUUAAAAUCUCUCGGUAGCUGUAAACAUUAAUUAAUUAUGUACUUAGGACAACACUUCCAAGCGAUGAUAAAGAGACAUUACAGGAUUGGUACAUGUUAUAUUUUAGCAUAUAGUGCGAGUAGUAGGAUUUUUUUGUUGCUCUGAGAACGUUCUGGUGUUAACUUAAAAGAUGCCAUUCUAGUGCAGUAAAUGAUAGCAUAAUGAUGUCAUAAUAAAGUUCUUACUAUAUUUACACUCAAUUUUUGACAGUGAAGACGUUUUUACAGUGUAUGUAUGUUGUAAAUUCUGGGUUUUACUUUUUUACAGUUUUAAUGUGUAGUAAAAUGGAAUUGCUGUAAUUUGUUGGUAGAAAGGAGUUUUAUGUUUUAGCCUUGUACAACUGUGAGAAUCUUUUAAAGUUGAUGUUCAAACAUGAGUUGCUACUUCCAUGAUUUUCAAGGUGGUACUGUAUAUGUGUGAAUGUACAUUCAUUUCACUGUAAGUUUUCUUCAGUGAACUUUUCAGUUCUUUGAGAUUAAAAAUGUUCAGUUAUAAGUAAUUUGAAUAAUAAUUAGUAAUGUAUUGCUUAAAUAAUUAAAAACAACAAACUGUGCUGUUUUAAAAUUAUGUUCAGGACAGCUGAGAGAUUCUAGGCGUUAGGUCAAACAACAACCUGUCAAACAUAGCAGUGUGAAGUUAUCACAAAAAGUUACUGUUGGCCUGAUUGUUAGCUCAUCAGAUGAUAGUAAUGAAACAAAUUUAUUGAACUAAUGAAAAUUUUACAAUUCUGAACGGCCUCUAUAAAUGUACCAGUUCAUUUUUUAAUUGUUAGGACGAUUUUUGCAUCAUGCGUAGUAGCAUUUCCAACCAAUCAGUGUUACCUCAGAAAGUUUAUUGUAUCAUAUAAACACCUUUAUUGGCAUUGCAAAACAUAAAAGUAUUUAUGUGAAAUUGAUAUCCAUCUUAAACCUUUAAUUAUAAGGAUAGAGUGCUUUUUGAUACAGACUUGUUGUGAUAUGUUGAAAAAUUGGGAGCUAUCAUCAGGAGUAUAUAUGUAUAUUGUUUAAUAAACAUUUUGUUUGUGUUUUUUAAUAUUGGUUAUGGGAGAAUGACAAAAAGCUUAACUUUGUUUGUUUAUUCACCUUAGUAUUUUGUCAGAUUAUUAUAUGUAAAUAUGGUAAUCACAUCAUGUGGAACAGUUCCCUGUGAAAAUUAUGUCAUGUGCUUAGUCAGCUAUGUAUCUGUGUAUUGUGGCCAGGUUGUUCAUAUUUCUAUUUUGUUCAGCAGUGUUAUCAUCUUUGAUUUUGUGAUGAAUUUUAAUGUGCAAUAUGAUAACUGAAAUGAUUGAACAGGAAGAACAGAUUUGAAUAUCUGAUUGUACUAAUUAUUAGAUCAUAUUGACUUGACAGUCAAAAGAUACUGCUUUGUUGGAAAUUUCUGAUUCAUGCUUGGAAUAUAUUCCCCACUCUGAUUAUACUGUUGCAGUGUCUGUUUCUCACUACUUGUUUCCAGUUAAAAGUUAUCCUGACAGAAUCAUCUCGAUAUACAACUGCAAAGUUCAAAAUGCAGUGGGGUAUUGGCCAAACAGAUAAAGAAUCAUGAUUAGAGUGAAAUAAAUUUGGCAGUUGUAUUAAGAAUAUUUUAUGCCCUUGUUUUUCCCGUUUUUUUAACCAGGUAGUAUGAUCCACCUUCUUUACCUAUUAGUGUGUUCUGCCCUUGUUUACCUAGCGGUACCUUCCACGGUCUUCAGUUAUCUGGUAGUAUGAACUACUUUCCAUGGUUACACCUGGUGGUUUGCAUGGUUACACCUGGUGGUGUUUUCCUCCUUCCUUGGCUCCUGACAGUUUGAUCUACCUUCCUUGGUUAUGUGGUAAGAAGCUCCAACUUCCUUUGUUACCUGUUACAAUGUUCCUUGGUUACGUGGUAGUGUGCUCCACUAUCCUUGGUUACCUGGUACAUAUAGUGAGCUCCAUCUUCCUCGAUUACAUCUGGUAGUGUUUAAAUUACUUGUUUGAAUGUUGUAGCAGUUCUUUGGUUACCUGAUGUGUUCCACCUUCAUGGUAACAUUUUCAUCAUGGAAAUGAGGGUUUUUUUCCCCUCAACACUUCUAUCCCGUGGUCAAUGACUUCACAAAAAAGUCAUCUACUUGACAGUUUCUUUUACAUGUACCUAGGUAUUGUGAUUUGUUUUGUGCAAACUUAUGUAUACUGACCACAAAAAUAUCUAUCUUCAGUUUUUCAAAUUAAUGUGCCUUGGCUAUGAUCAUGACAGCUUCACAUUGGCAAUAUAUAUAUUGUAUUUAGAUGUCACUGCCAUCUUUAUCAAUAUAUAUACCAGUAAUUCUGCAGGGAGCUAUGGUUGUAAAUCAUAGCUUUCAGAGGAAUGAUUUAAAGAUAGCAAAUUGUUAGGAAAAAAACACCAGAGGGUUUUUAGCUGUCUGAUGCCACAUCAGAUAUGAGGAUUCCUAGCUUUCUAUUGGGAGAUCAGAUAUGAGGGUUUCUAUUUGUCUUGUGGCAGACAAGAUAUAAGGGUUCCUAGCUGUCUGUUGCCAGACCAGAUAUAAGGGUUCCUAGCUAUCUGAUGCCAGACCAGAUAUGAGGGUUCCAAGCUCUCUGAUGCCACAUCAGAUAUAAGGGUUCUAGCUCUCUGAUGCCACAUCAGAUAUGAGGGUUCCUAGCUCUCUGAUGCCACAUCAGAUAUAAGGGUUCCUAGCUCUCUGAUGCCACAUCAGAUAUGAGGGUUCCUAGCUCUCUGAUGCCACAUCAGAUAUAAGGGUUCCUAGCUCUCUGAUGCCACAUCAGAUAUAAGGGGUUCCUAGAUGUCUGAUGCCAGACCAGAUAUGAGAGUUCCUAGCUCUCUGAUGCCACAUCAGAUAUAAGGGUUCCUAGCUGUCUGAUGCCAGACCAGAUAUAAAGAGUUCCUAGCUGUCUGUUGCCAAAUCAGAUAUAUGGGUCCCUAGCUGUCUGAUGCCAGACCAGAUAUGAGGGUUCUAACUCUCUGAUGCCAGACCAGUUAUAAGGGUUCCUAGCUCUCUGAUGCCCAACUAGAUAUGAGGGUUCUAGCUCUCUGAUGCCAGACCAGAUAUAAGGGGUUCCUAGAUGUCUGAUGCCAGACCAGAUAUAAGGGUUCCUAGCUCUCUGAUGCCAGACCAGAUACGAGGGUUCCUAGCUGUCUGAUGUUUCCACUGUAUCUAUCCAUUAGAAUCCAUUAUUUCUUGUUAUAACAUGGAUUGGUGAUUUUCUUGUAUUCAAAUUAAAAUGUAUUAAAUCAUAUCAUGUAUAACCUGUCACAAUAAUCCACUAAGUCCUGUAUUAUUUAAUCCAAUCAUAUUGGAGUUGUUGAUUCAUCAAAGAUAUAUUACCUUGUUCUAAUAAAAAGCAUAAUUAAAGGAUAUUUAUAUACAA